AUGUCAUCAAAUCGAUUUCUUAUCACUCUCUUUACAUUCCUAGUGGCUGGAUGUAUGUUAGUAUCAUGUGUUGUUCCAGUUAACUCAAACCAAGAAGCGAUCAUGAGGCUAAAAGCAGAAGUAGCCAAAGUAAAUCAAAUCAGUCAAACUUUAGCUUCCAACGACCUUCGUAAAGACCAAAUAGCCGGUUUAGCACAAGAUGGGAUCAAUUCAGAACACGUUCAAAAUGCCGAUCGACUUUGGUUAGCUCAACAUCAAAUUAAAAAUGCAAGGAUUAGUAAAUCUAUGGAUGUUUAUAAUGAUAUCCUUCAUAAAAUCAAUGCUAUUAUUACCAUCUUCAAAGAGAUGUUGAAAAAAGGUGUAACCAUUGAUGAUGCUCAUCAAAAGAUCGCCAGGAUUGCUCAAAUUCGUAGCGUAGCUAAACCACUUAACGCCAAGUUGAUGGACAAUGCGGGUUACAACGGUCCAUAA
Messenger RNA from Melampsora larici-populina 98AG31, 471 nucleotides. RefSeq lists its product as uncharacterized. The transcript has 3 exons. The record is from RefSeq and is a predicted model, not a curated record. Bases 1 to 471 code for a protein of 156 amino acids. Lineage: Eukaryota; Fungi; Basidiomycota; Pucciniomycetes; Pucciniales; Melampsoraceae.